AUGUUUCUGUCUUCGAGAACUAUUUUUGUGGGUUUGUGUUUUCUGUUCGUUUUGGCUCCAUGCUUUACUAGAGCAACAACCAAUGAAGUUCAAGUUAGCUGCGACUCUCACAACUUCAACAAUGGCAAACACUUCCGUUCAUGUGUUGACCUUCCUGUGUUAGAUUCGUUUCUACACUACAGUUACGUUCGAGAAACCGGAGUGCUUGAAGUUGCAUAUCGUCAUACCAACAUCGAGUCUUCUAGUUGGAUUGCUUGGGGCAUAAACCCGACGAGCAAAGGCAUGAUAGGUGCUCAAACACUUUUGGCUUACCGUAACUCCACGUCCGGUUUUAUGCGUGCAUAUACUUCCUCAAUAAAUGGCUACACACCUAUGCUUCAAGAAGGCCCUCUGAGCUUUCGUGUAACGCAACUAUCCGCUGAAUAUCUCAAUAGAGAGAUGACUAUAUUUGCCACUAUGGUGUGGCCGUCUAACACAACCGUUGUCAAUCAUUUAUGGCAAGACGGUCCGUUGAAGGAAGGUGAUAGGCUUGGGAUGCACGCCAUGAGUGGAAAUCAUCUCAAAUCCAUGGCUAAUUUGGAUUUGUUGUCCGGACAAGUCAUGACCACUAAAGCAGCUAAUGAUAACAUGUUACUAGUCAAAAGCAUUCAUGGACUAGUGAAUGCAGUGUGUUGGGGGAUUUUCAUACCCAUUGGUGUCAUGGCUGCAAGGUACAUGAGGACCUACAAAGGACUGGACCCCACUUGGUUCUACAUACUAAUCCUCUAA
This is a messenger RNA of Arabidopsis thaliana (thale cress), 768 nucleotides long. Its product is annotated as Cytochrome b561/ferric reductase transmembrane with DOMON related domain-containing protein. The transcript has a single exon. Bases 1 to 768 code for a protein of 255 amino acids. The record is from RefSeq and is marked reviewed. NCBI's taxonomy places the organism in Eukaryota, Viridiplantae, Streptophyta, Magnoliopsida, Brassicales, Brassicaceae. Gene Ontology annotation, cellular component: plasma membrane; membrane.